UUUAACUUCGAGAUCGUGCCAACGACAGAACGUGUAAUCUCUGCUCUAACAUGUCUCUGCUCCAAAACAUGCUGCUCGAUCCAUAUGGAAGCAUCUUCCAUCAGUUCAACGACUCCGGCGACGACAGAAUCCCCAUGGACUGGAAGGAAACCGCGGCGGCUCACGUCUUGAAGGCCGACCUCCCGGGGUUCAAGAAAGAGGACGUGAAGGUGGAGGUGGAGGACGGCGGCGUCAUCUCCAUCACAGCCAAAAGGUCGCGCGACAAGAAGGAUGAUGAAGGAGAAGAAGAGUGCACGUGGCAUUGCUCGGAGAGGAGGAGUAGCGACGGGCACCUCCGGCGGCGGAGGUUCAGGCUGCCGGAGGACGCGAAGGCGGAGAAGGUCAAGGCGUCGAUGGAGAACGGGGUGCUCACGCUGGUGGUGCCCAAGGAGGACGCGAAUAAGCCGCAGGUGAGGUCGGUUGAGAUCGAGGGUGGAGACGGCAAGAAGAAGAGGUCGGAGAAAGGGAAGAAGAACAAGGACGAGAUCGUUUGCUGCACGUUUUGGCAUCGUUAAUCGAUUCAUGUGUGUGAAAUAAUGUAAUCAGUAGCCAAAGUAAUCAAAAUCCUACUAAUUAAAUUUA
Messenger RNA from Zingiber officinale, 621 nucleotides. RefSeq names its product 16.9 kDa class I heat shock protein 3-like. Bases 51 to 554 code for a protein of 167 amino acids. NCBI's taxonomy places the organism in Eukaryota, Viridiplantae, Streptophyta, Magnoliopsida, Zingiberales, Zingiberaceae. The transcript has a single exon. Gene Ontology annotation, biological process: response to hydrogen peroxide; protein complex oligomerization; protein folding. The record is from RefSeq and is a predicted model, not a curated record.